AUGGCAGAAACAACACCUGCUGUGUGGUGCACCCUGCUCUGCCUCCUCGCCGGCGUCGCGGUGCUCCUCAAGCUGAAGACGAAGUCCAUCGCCUCCCGCCACGGCGCCGCCGGCGCCUUGAACCUGCCUCCGGGCCCACGGCCGCUGCCGGUCAUCGGGAACCUGCACUGCUUGCUGGGCGCGCUGCCGCACCACGCGAUGCGGGCGCUGGCGCAGAGGUACGGUGACGUCGUGCUCCUCCGCCUCGGGCACGUCCCCACCGUGGUGGUCUCCUCCCCGGAGGCGGCGAGGCAGGUGCUGAGGACGCACGACGCCGUCGUCUCCAACCGGCCCCUGUACGUGACCGCCGACAUCCUCUCCUACGGUGGCCAGAACAUCGCCUUCGCGCCCUCCGGCUGCCCGCACUGGAAGGAGGUCCGCCGGCUCUGCGCCACGGAGCUGCUGAGCCCCAGGCGCGUGCUGUCCUUCCGCCCCAUCCGGGAGGAGGAGGCGGCGAGCCUGGUCCGGUCCGUCGCGGCGACGUCGCCGCCGGUCGUGAACGUCAGCGAGCGGGUCAAGGUCCUCGCGAACGACGUCCUGAUGAGGUGCGCCGUCGGCGACAGGUGCCCGAUGAGGGACGAGUACAUCGCCGAGCUGGACGAGGCGCUCAGGCUCCUCGCCGGGUUCAACCUCGUCGACCUGUUCCCGGGCUCGCGCCUCGCCAGGGCGCUCGGCGCCGGGGCCCUGCGAGCCGCGAGGGAGGUGCACGACAAGGUGCACAGCAUCGUGCAAGCCAUCAUCCAGGACCAUGCAAGCAAGGCGGCCAACAACGACGGCGAGGGCUCUGAGGACGACGACAUCCUCGACGUCCUGCUACGGCUUCAGCGCGAUGGUGGGCUGGAGACCGUGCUCACCACAGAAGUUGUCUGCGCGGUGUUGUUCGAUGUCUUCGCCGCUGGCUCAGAGACUACAGCGACGACGACCAUAUGGACCAUGUCGGAGCUCGCCAAGAACCCGGGCGUGAUGCGGCGAGCGCAGUCAGAGGUCCGGCGAGUCCUUCAGGGCAAGACAAGGGUAGCCGAGGCGGACAUCCAGGGGCGUCUACCCUACCUCCAGGCAGUGAUCAGGGAGACGCUCAGGCUGCACCCUCCAUUGCCGCUCAUCCUCCCAAGGUCCUGUGCUGAGCCGAUCACGAUCAUGGGCCACGACGUGCCCGCGGGCACCACGGUGUUCGUCAACGCGUGGGCGAUCGGCAGAGACGAGAGGUGGUGGCCUGACGCGAGCGAGUUUAAACCUGAGAGGUUCGACGGCGAGGGCGAAGGCGAUGGCACGGUGGAUUUCAGCGGCGCAGACUUCAGGUUCCUCCCCGGCGGCGGCGGCCGAAGGAUGUGCCCGGGCUUGACGUUUGGGCUGGCCAACAUUGAGAUGGCGCUUGCGAGCCUGCUUUAUCACUUCGACUGGGAGCUGCCCGGUGGAGCAGAUCCCAGCGAGCUAGACAUGGUUGAAGCUUAUGGGAUCACGGCACGCCGGAAAACUGAUCUCGUGCUGAAAGCUACACCUUUUGUCCCCGCGAACUAG
Messenger RNA from Miscanthus lutarioriparius, 1557 nucleotides. Lineage: Eukaryota; Viridiplantae; Streptophyta; Magnoliopsida; Poales; Poaceae. The record is from the annotation of a GenBank genome assembly.